AGAGAUGGAAGCUUGAAGGCAGUGAUGGAUCUGGUCGGGCUUUUCAACGCCACUUGAAAAUAUGCCAAUGGAGAUUCUGAGAGACUGAAUUUGCUGAAAUCGGUCUGUUCCGAAGCAUGUAUUGAUUUGCUCGACUUGAAGCUGUACGCAUGUCUUCUUGAAAAGAGUAUUACACUUUGAGAAAGAUAUUUUUGUUUUUGAAGAGCAGAAUUACCUACCAAUGCUGGGUAUAUUCAUUAGCAGUUUGGUCGUUAUAGAGAAGAGGACCGGAUUGGUGGAGGUUUUCUCAGAACGGGUUCAGAAGCUCUGGAAUGAAUGGGAGCUCCGAGUUCUGGUUCUUCUUAGCCUCCUGUUACAAGUCCUUCUCAUCUUCUUCGGCAGCAGUAGAAAGUACACGGUUAGUAUCUGGGUGCGGAUCAUUCUUUGGUUAUCUUACUUGUCUGCGGAAACCGUGGCAACUACUGCCCUUGGUGCCCUCUCCCACGGUCAAGGACAUCCUGGCAGUAAUGAAUUAACGGCUCUCUGGGCACCAUUUCUUCUGCUGCACCUUGGUGGCCCUGACACCAUCACUGCCUACUCCUUGGAAGAUAAUGAAUUGUGGAUGAGGCAAUUUCUUGUACUAGUGCAACAAGUUUGUAUUGCAACUUAUGUUUUGAUCAGGUCCUGGUAUUAUAGCAGAGUCUCCAUUCUUACGGUCUUCAUGUUUAUCCCUGGAAUUGUCAAGUAUGGGGAAAGGAUAUGGGUUCUUCGGUUGGCAAGCAAGGAACAAUUCAGAAGCUCUUUGCUAGAUCCUCCAGAUCCAAGCCCCAAUUAUGCCAAAUUCAUGAACGAUUAUGCUUCUAAGUAUGCUGAAGAGUCCGGAGUCAGAGUCACCGGAAGAAUGAUUGCAGAAGUUAUGAUGCAGAUGGAGGAGGGAUCGCAUACCCAAAGCGAAGAGGACGACGACUCACGUGCCCAAAGUGAAGAAGCUCAGCAGAAACCAAAUCGGUUAUCCAACCUUUCAGAUGCAGAGGUUUUGCCUAUGGCUUAUAAAUUCUUUGAGACAUUCAAGCGUCUCUUUGCGGAUCUCAUCCUAAGUGAACACGACUGGAAGGAGAGCAGAGAAUUCUUCCAAAAGAAUUCAUCUAGAACGGCUUUCAAAGUGAUCGAGAUGGAACUAGGGUUCAUGUAUGAUUUACUUUACUCAAAAGCUGCCUUGGCUUAUUCCUACAAAGGCUCCAUAUUGCGCUGCAUCAGCUUCUCUUCCGUGAUCUUUUUGCUUGUGGCCUUCUUGACGGGUGAUAAAGUCCAUCACUACUUGGACGUGGACAUAGUCAUAACUUACCUCUUGUUCAUCGGAGCAUUUAUUAUUGAAGUUUAUGCUAUCUUCAUUCUGAUUUCCUCUGACUGGGCAUUCCUUUGGCUGAGGAAAAACAAUGUGAUCAACAGCAUUCCACUAGUGUCGAAUGCUUUGAAGAAAAGGCUGUCUUCCAGGAAAAGGUGGUCCAAUUUCGUUGCGCAAUAUAAUUUUAUAAGUCUUUGCGUGAAAGAUAAACCAUCGAAAAUACUACCUAAAAUUCUGCGGCUUCUCUGUGUUGACAAAUUACUAGAAAACUACUGUCACACAUUUUAUACAGAAGUCCUCUCCAGGUCAAAAGAAUUUAUAUUCAAAGAGCUCCAUAUAAAAUCAAGAAAAGUUGCGAAGAUUGGUGAUAUCAAGAACUUGCGCACAAGUAUAAGUGAUAGUGUACUUCAGAAGAUCGACCAUCUCCGAGAUAAGCUGAAGUGGAGUCUGAAUGAUGUAGAUUUUAACAAAAACAUUAUUCUAUGGCAUAUUGCUACAGAUCUCUGCUAUGAGUGCCAUGAUGAUAUUUCACCUAUUACAGUAGGGAAACGGGAAACAAGCAAGUUAUUAUCAGAUUACAUGUUCUAUCUUCUUAUGAAUCGUCCUUUUAUGUUGCCUGAAGGGGUUGGCCAAAAUUGGUUCCAAGAUACUUGCGAAGAUGCUAAGCAGUUUUUCAAACAAACAAAAUCAGGAUUCAACAAAAUUGAAGCUUGUGAGAAGUUGCUAGAGUGGGGCACUAGUCGAACCAUUGACCCAAAAGGGGAGAAGAGCAAGUCUGUACUAUUUGAUGCAUGUAGGCUUGGAAAUAUUUUACGAUCCUUGAAGGAAGAGGAGUCGGACAAAUGGGAGAUAAUGAGUCUAGUGUGGCUCGAGAUGCUAACUUAUGCUGCAAGUCAAUGUAGAAGGCCAAACCAUGCUCAGCAACUUAGACGAGGGGGAGAAUUUAUCACUCAUAUAUGGCUUCUAAUGGCACAUCUUGGUAUAACAGAACUGUUUCAAAUUCCAGAGGAGCGUGGGUCUGUGAUAUAUUGAUUUUGAUUUCUAGGUAACUAGGCUAGAAGAUAUCAUUGCAGCCAUUAUUGUUCUUAAAUUUUGAUUGCGUCAUUGUCCUUACUUCUACCAAACAAAUCUAAUGUGUUUUUAUCUCUUAUUACGAGUCCUUGUUGAAACCUCAUAUGGUUCUUAGGUUAAAGGGGAAAAGAUAAUUUUGAAAACAACAGCACUGAAUCAUGUUAUAUUUUUUCCUCUUUACCUCUUAUUUUGUAUGUGUAGAAGGCAAGGGGCCUCCUGGAGAUUAUGUAUUAUAGUUGGGUUUGAAAUUUAGUUCGCAAGUUGAUGAUUA
Molecule: messenger RNA, 2666 nt
Organism: Macadamia integrifolia
Lineage: Eukaryota; Viridiplantae; Streptophyta; Magnoliopsida; Proteales; Proteaceae
Exons: 3
Coding region: 221-2356 (711 amino acids)
Source: RefSeq, a predicted model, not a curated record